CAAUUGUUGUUUUACGCGUAGUAAUCGGUGUCAGUUUUUGAUUCUGUUGAAAAGGUGACUAUCGAGCAUCUUCUUUCUUAAUCUAAGCGUCGCACAAAACGGAAAAGAAUGAAGGGAUUGAACAAGUUCGGGAAUGAUGAUAAAGCUAAUGCCUCCACUUUUGUGCUUAUCAUUGUCAUUGCCUUGAACUUGAUUGGAGGGGUUGAGGGGAUGCUUCAUCCCCUGAAAUAUGCUGAACCAGAAACUUUGUUCCCUGUCUUGUUCGAAUCAAAACGCGUGCUUGUGGUUCGAAAACCGCAUGGAAUCGGCCAUCACGACGAAUCAUCUUCCUUCGCUGCAUUCGAUAACAAAGAUCAACGUCAUGAAGCCUUGAGCACACCAGGAGUUCUGCGACUACUGAGAAGCGAAAGGCAGCGCCAAAGAGAUGAAGAAGGAGAACGAUUGUACGGCGUCCAUCGUCUCGACAAGGUGACGUCGGGGAUUCUGGUGUUGGCCAAGGAUACUUUGACGGCAUCCACACUAUCUGAAUACUUCACNUCCCUAACAAAAGACAGGAACAGCAACAAUCGUGAGGGUGUUGCUGUUGCUUUCCGGCACGGAGGUCGGAAAACAACAGCAAUCGUGACCGGAAAGCACUGGGGCUUCCGGUCCUUGAGAACUGGGGAUGGAUCCAGCUGAGGGACUCAGCUGGAGGAACUGGGGACGGUGUUAUUGCUUUCUGGCAUGGAUUCCGGAAACAACGACAACAACGUCGUGACCGGAAUCUUCUUCCGGUCCGUAAAAUACUGGAACGGCACGGAGUUACUGGGGAAUCUUCUUUGAAACUGAGUAUAUAGCAUAUACUC
Pseudo-nitzschia multistriata is the source of this 845-nucleotide messenger RNA. The record is from the annotation of a GenBank genome assembly. Lineage: Eukaryota; Bacillariophyta; Bacillariophyceae; Bacillariales; Bacillariaceae.